Messenger RNA from Acanthochromis polyacanthus (spiny chromis), 6639 nucleotides. RefSeq names its product ST6 (alpha-N-acetyl-neuraminyl-2,3-beta-galactosyl-1,3)-N-acetylgalactosaminide alpha-2,6-sialyltransferase 5a (gene st6galnac5a). Lineage: Eukaryota; Metazoa; Chordata; Actinopteri; Pomacentridae. Bases 2561 to 3319 code for a protein of 252 amino acids. Gene Ontology annotation, molecular function: alpha-N-acetylgalactosaminide alpha-2,6-sialyltransferase activity. Gene Ontology annotation, biological process: ganglioside biosynthetic process; oligosaccharide metabolic process. The record is from RefSeq and is a predicted model, not a curated record. The transcript has 5 exons.
UGAGUGCGUGUGCGUGUGCGCGCCGUGUCGGAUCAAAAGAUUAGGAUGUGAACAAUGGACCUCCAGCUGCUCCGUUAAAGCUCCUCUCCUGGAUCGCAGCGCUGCGUUCUGCUUCUCUCCGCCUGAUGCUGCCUCUCCUCCAGCUUUUACCUGAAAAGUGCAGCAGAUCUCACCGCUCCGGGAGUUCAUUAGUGUUCACGGACAGCUGUUGUGUUUUAAAAUGUCACCUCAUGGCAGAUAAAAAGUGCUGCUUUUCUCAUUAGUCCGCGAUUUGGUGCGAAUGUUUCAGAACUGAUUCCUCUUUUCAACUUGUCUCGACUUCUUUUUACAGUCCUUCUCUGGUGGUUUUGCGUCGUUCCGUCGUCAUUUGAAUCUCUGUAGUCGUUUUUGCAUUUAUGUAUAUUAAUGUUCAGUCUUUCUCUUAGAAAUCUGCAUCUUUCUGCACACAUUUUGCAAAUCGUUGCACUAUUAUUUUUUUUACAUCUCUGGUCAUUUUUUGCAUCUCUGUAUAAUAUUUGGAGUCUUUCUCUUCUAAAUUUACAUCUUUCUGUACAUAUUUUGCAUCUCUGUAUGGUAAUUUUGAGUGUUUCUUUCUAAAUGAGCAUCUCUCUGUGCUCAUUGUGUGUCUCUAGUCAUUUUUUAUUUCUUUGUUGUCAUUUUUGCAUCUAUUCAUUUUGCAUCUCCGUAGUCAUUUUUCGUCUCUAUUCAUUUUCCAUCUCCUUGUGCUAUUUUUUGCAUUUCUCUGCCCUCAUUUUGCACCUCUUUGCUCAUUCUAGACCCCUCCAUUGUCAUUUUUCAUGUCUUUCUACUCAUUUUGUGUUUUUUUCCCAAUCAUCUUUCAUCUCUUUGCUCAUUUUUUGCAGCUCUGUACACUAAUUUUGAGUCUUUCUCUUCUCAAUUUACAUCUUUUGGCAUAUAUUUUGCACGUCUUUAUUUUUUGCAUCUCUGAAUAGUAAUUUUUAGUGUUUCUUUUCUAAAUGAGCAUCUCUCUGUACACAUUGUUUCUCUUUAGCCAUUUUGUAUUUCUCCGUUGUCAUUUUUGCGUCUCUGUUUUGCAUCCGUCUGUACUCACUUGUUUUACGUUUCUUCAUUGCCAUUUUGCAUCUCUGUAGUAAUUUUUGUGUCUCUCUAUUCAUUUUGCGUAUCCUUGUGCUAUUUUUUUGCAUUUCUCUGCCCUCAUCUUGCACCUCUUUGCUCAUUCUACACCCUCCAUUGUAAUUUUUCAUGUCUUUCUACUCAUUUUGUGUUUUUUUCCCCAAUCGUUUUGCAUCUCUUUGCACUAAUUUUGUGUUUAUUUAUACCCAUUCUGCACCUCUCUGCUCAUUUUGCAUCCCUCUGUUGUAAUUUUGCAUCUCCCUGUCCUCAUUAUUUUUCAUUUCUACUAAUUUUGCAUUUCUCUGUACUCACAUGGUGUAAUCCUUUUGCAUUCCUUUAUUGUCAUUUUGCAUAUUUGUGUAUAAAUAUGCGCUUCUCUCCUCAUUUUGUGUCUCUGUGCUCAUUUUGCAUCUCUUUACUCAUUUUGCAUCCCUCCACUGUCAUUUUUCUGCUCAUUUUGCAUCUCUUUGUAGUAAUUUUGCAUCUUUCUUCUCUCAUUUAGUCUGUCUUUGUACUUAAUUUGCAUUUCUUUAUACUCAUUUUUGUGUCUCUUCUCAGUCAUUUUGCAUCCCUUCACUCUAAUUUUGCAUCUCUUGCUUAUUUUGCAUUUCUGUCUCCUCACUUUGCGUCUCUGUAAUCUGUUUGCAUCCCUUCAUUGUCAUCUUGCACCUCUCUGCAGUCAUUUCGAACAUUUCUAUAUAUUUUAUUUUACAUCUCUCUCUACUAAACUUGCAUCUCUCUGCACAUAUAUUUUGCAUCUUUGUAAUCUUUUUUUGCAUCCCUUCAUUGUCAUUUUUUGCAUCUCCCUGUCGUCACUUUGUGUCUCUGCCGGUAUUCUGCAUAUUUCUGUAUAUAUUUUGCUGCUGUCUCUACUCAUUCUGCAUCUCUGUGCACUUAUUUUACAUCUCUACUAAUUUUGCAUCCCUCCACUGUCUUCAUUUUGCAUCAAUAUGUGAUCAUUUUCUUUUCUACUCCUUUUUUUGGCGCCUCUUUCUCCUCAUUUUGUCUCUGUUUGUGCUAAUUCGGUGUCUCUCUCCACUAAUUUUGUCUCUCUGUGCAGCAAUUUUCCUUUUGUCUGGACUCAUUUUGUAUCCCUUUACUGUGAUUUUGCUCCGCUAGUUAGUCAUUUUGUGUCUCUGUUGUCAUUUUUUGCUUUUUAUUUUCUGCAUGCAAACUAAGAAAAGAAAUAUCUCUAACAGGCAGGAGUGUUGUCAGUGUGAGUGAUGAGGCUGUGGUCAUACAUUAGCGCCAUGGGGUGGCCGUGCUCCUCGUGCUCCUCCUGUGCGCCAGCCUCUUCCUGGUCUACAACGGCAGCUUCUACAGCGCCUCCAGGGACGCCAACGACACGCGCAUCCGGCAGCAUGAGCAGCAGCGGCGGCCCACCGAGGCCUCGGUCCGGGUGGCCAAGCCUCACCCACCGGCGCUGCAGGGAUACAGCGGCAUCAUCGACCAUAAGCCUCUCCGGAUGCACUGCCACACCUGUGCUCUGGUCACCAGCUCCGGUCACCUGAUCGGAGGCGGUCGAGGUGAGGAGAUCGACCGGGCCGAGUGCGUCAUCCGCAUGAACGACGCUCCGACCGCCAGAGGUUUCGCCCGAGACGUGGGCCGCCGCACGUCGCUGCGAGUCAUCGCUCACUCCAGCAUGCAGCGAGUCCUGAGGAGUCGCCACGAGCUGCUCAACGCCAGCCAGGACACCGUGUUCAUCUUCUGGGGACCCAGCAACUACAUGAGGCGCGACGGGAAGGGGCUGGUCUACAACAACCUGCGGCUCAUGAACCAGGUGCUGCCCAAACUCAAAGUCUACAUCAUCUCCUGGCAGAAGAUGCUGCAGUUUGACGAACUCUUCAAGAAGGAGACGGGAAAGGACAGGAGGAUCUCCAACUCCUGGCUGAGCACCGGCUGGUUCACCAUGACCAUCGCCCUGGAGCUGUGUGACCGGAUCAACGUCUACGGCAUGGUGGCCCCGGACUUCUGCAGGGAGCCUCAGCAUCAGUCCGUCCCGUACCACUACUACGAGCCCCGGGGUCCAGACGAGUGUGCCAUGUACAUUUCUCACGAGCGUGGCCGUCGAGGCAGCCAUCAUCGCUUCAUCACCGAGAAGCGGGUCUUCGCCAGCUGGGCGCGGACGUUUGACAUCCACUUCUACCAGCCGGACUGGAGCCCGCCGCCGCUGCCGGCCAACCGGACGCUGGACGGGGCGUCGACGGCUCCUCAGAAGACGUGACUGGAAGAAACCGCUGCAGACGUCCAUCCCAGAAAGACCGAGCACGAGGGGAAUCUGCACCGGACCCUUUAAGAGCAAGGCAGGAAGUCUGUAACUGUAAACAGUUGAAGCUGCUGGACGUUGUUUGGACCGCUGAGGUCUCAUUUUUUUGGAAAAUCUUGAAAAGUUUUGUAGAACUCGAGGUUAAAUUAAAUUAUUGCUGCUCAGAUGUCGUAUUCAUCUGCAGCUAAGACUAGAAGUUGAGCUGGAUGAGGUUCUUGGAUCGUCCAACAGAGGCUCAAACCCCUUCAAAUCAUUUCCCUGACUUCCACCUGAGAGCAUCGUGAUCUCACGAGUUCACCGGGAGGUUUCAUCUCAUGCUUGCUUCACUCCUGCUCCAAAGUAUCAUAAGGCUUUGUUGGCGCCUGUCGCCUGUUAAUUGUGCGAUUUACACAGCUACCAGCCGGGUUUCCAUGUAAAUGCACAUCCAUGUCAGACGAGACAAGUGCAGAUUUGUUUGUUCAGCUGAUGGCUCUCCGUUGUGUUUGACUUGAUGGCGAACACGCUCCAUGUGGACCGCCCUCCUCUUUCUUCGUGAAUCAGAAUCAGGUGUCGGUCCGAAGACGUUACCUUAAUGAAACGUCGGCUGGUCUCUCGUCUCUGUAGUCAUGAGAGGACGGAUGCUGCGGGUCACGCACAUAUAUGUUCGCAUCAUGAAGGCAUGUUUCACGUUCCACCUCCCUCUCAUCCAUCACAACCGUCUGUGGCGGCGCUGCGGUUUGACUUCUGCUGGUUUUGUUUCACAGCAAACACUGAGAUGUGUUAUUCUGCUCCGGAAAGACGUCCAUUUAUCUGUGAAUGGCUGCUGGCAAACACGAGUAAUGUGCUGAGUACUUGAAUAUUCCUGGUUUUUGCCCAGAUAAGUGCAGAUUCUGACUGUAACUCUGACUGUUUGUGCUCCACUGGAUGAUCUCUUUGCUCAGUAAAACGUCCAUUCUGAGUACGGAGAGGCCAAAGGGACGAAGAUAUUCAGUCAUCAGCGAUGGAAGACAAAAAGCAUCAGAUGUUGACAUUUGUUGAGCUGAAAGCAGCGGUGCAGGUUUCAUAAACAACUUACAGUCCAGCGUUGUGAGUGUUCAAUGAAAGGACUGAUGUCUGUCAUGGACGGUGAUGGACGACGUGUUUCCCUCUGUCACUGCAUCUGCUGGACUGCUCCUCGGUUCCAGGAGGUUUUUGGUCGCUUCUAACAAAUGUUUGAGGAGUUAUUAUACAGACGAAACGGACAAGACAGAAUGAGUUAACCCUCCUGUUGUCCUCAUGUACGGGCACCAAAAAAUAUUGUUUCCUUGUCUGAAAAAAAUCUAAAAAUUCAGCAAAAAAAUUCCCCAAAUUUCUGAAAAUUAGCAAAACCUUCAGGAAGAAAAUUCCAAGAAUUCCUUAAAAGUUUCCCUUUAAAGCUUUAUUUUAAAAAUUCCCAAAUUUGGCAAGAAAAUUCUUGUAUAUAGUUUCAAAAAUGAGGAAAAAUAUUCCAAAAAUAUAUAUAUAUAUAAAGUGAUUAGAUAUAUAUCAGUAAAACUUCUAAUAUUUUCUUUAAGAACAUUCACAUAAAAAUCAACCAAAAUCCAGCGAAAUUCGCUGGAUUUUGGUUGAUUUUUAUGUGAAUGUUCUUAAGAAACAUUUUUAACAUUUCUUUUUUCCACCAAAAAAUGUUUAAAGAUUUCCUAAAAAUGUUGAAAAUGUGGACAUCAGAAGUUUCACUGUGAAAAUGUUUUCUUUUCAGGACGACACGAGGGUUAAAUUCCCGUAAUUAACCAUCAGACAGCGGUAGGAUCCAUGAGUGUCUCCAAAGAAAGACCGCUUUGAGUUUCACUGUUAAAGAAAACAGAAAUAAACUCUGGUGCUGGUUGUUGUGACUCCUCGAUAAGCUGCUGUUAGUGACUGCGGUACGAUGCAUUAAACAUCACUCGGCGUGUGGUCGAAUCUCGCAUGAAUGACGGACGUUGCAUGAGGAGCAUUAAUGAAGAAGAACCUCUGUGUGAAUGACAGAAAGCACGACUUUAACGGGCCGAUGGAGCAGCAGCGGUGCACAUCCAUGUCUGGAAAAAGGGGCUUAAAGGGCAGCAGUCUUUCUCCAGAGCUUUACAAUCCACUCUUCAUUAGCCUGAGAGGGAUUUUAAGACUCCUGGUUUCCUGUUUGCACUCAGCUCAUCCACACAUUUACUGCACAAACAUGUCAACCUUCUCAUCUCCAUCUCUGCAAAAGUCAAUCUAUAACUGAGGGACUUUUGAAGUAAAUGGGAUAUAUCUGCAUACAUUUUUAUUAUAAGUACAAAAAAUAAUGUUUUUUAUGUUCAUUAUGAUCACGUCUUUACAAAUUCUAUCAUUAUUUAUUAUGGAAACAAUCACUUAUUAAUAAAAAAUGACUGGAUGUCACUAGAAUGUCAAGUAAAUGCCCAUCUGAAUUUAAUUCCAAUCACCUUCUAAUUAGCUAAACAAUAAUAAAAUGAGUUUAUUCAGAAAUAGUUUGGAUUGUUUUCUUUUUAUUAGGGUGAGACAAUCAUGACAGAUAUUUAUUUUUUGCCAAUAUGUCACAUUUUAUAUGGAAAACAACAAAUUAAAUCACUUUCCACGAAAUUCCUCUUUACAAAAACACCUCUCCAGGAAGUGUUGAUUCACAUGACCUGCUCCAUAUGAUGUCAUUUCCUCCUGAAGAGAAGACUGGAAGACUCCAAGGCUUUCUGACUUAUUUAGUAUAAAGUAGUCAACAGGUUUAAUAACUUUCAAUUUCAGUUUUACUCAGUUGUAUAUGUAAUAUUUAGAAGAAUCUUUCUGAAGAAAUACCAUGUGGUGUUUGGUUACAGGCGGCCAUGUUGAUUUUAGGCCUGAAAACAGCAAAAAUGUCAUCUAUGGUACAAAAAGUCUCACAAUUAUAUAUUAACCCAUCCAGAAUGACGUGAAAAUGAUCCAGAAUUACAGAAAAUUAGUCCAGAAUGACUUGAAAUUUGUCCUAAAUUAUUCCAAAGACACAAAAAUGAUCCAAAAUGAUGAGAAAAGAUCCAAGCUGACACAAAAGUUGUUGAAAAUGACAAGAAAAUUGUCCAAAAUUACAGAAAAUUAGUCCAGAAUGACAUGAAAUUUGCUGGAAGUGAAAUGAUUUUAGGCCUGAAAACGGCAAAAAUGUCAACUAUGAUACAAAAAGUCCCACAAUUAUAUAUUGACCCACAAGAUAACAAACAUCUCACAGAAUCCCAUUGAGCAGUUAGUCAGUAAUUGUUGCUUGUUAACUUUCUGUUUACUGACUUUCAUCAUCAACAUUUCAAUUAAUAAAUGACUUUCCAUCA